AUAUAGCGUGGAGGACUCAAAACUCAGCCUGGUUUUAGACAAGGAUGAAGUGGCCCUGCAGUCUGCCAUCCACAUGGAUCUGCCUCCUGAGAGGGAUGGAGAGAAGGGGAGGAGCACAAAGCCUGACUUGGCCAUGCCAAAACUUGCACUUCCCAAAAUGAAGGCUUCUAAGAGUGGGGUCAGCCUGCCACAGAGAGACAUGGAUCCUUCUCUUUCUAGUGCCACAGCAGGGGUAGCUUUGAAGACACAGAAAAGGCCAGCAGUGAUGGUGGUAGGGGAGGACUUGGUGCAACAGCAAGUGCCACAGGAGGUGAGGGUGUGAACCUCCACCAGCCACAGGUCCGCAUUCCCAGUUUGGGCUUUGCCAAACCUGAUCUCAGAUCCUCCAAGGCCAAGGUGGAGGUGAGCCAGCCUGAAGCUGACCUGCCUCUUCCCAAACAUGAUUUGUCUACCGAAGGUGACAGCAGAGGAUGUGGGCUCGGGGAUGUCCCAGCAAGCCAGCCUUGUGGGGAGGGGAUAGCCCCCAUACCUGAAGACCCCCUCCAGCCAUCCUGUAGAAAACCAGAUGCUGAAGUCCCCACAGUGGAAAACCCAGAGGAGGAAGCCACGACCAGGUACUCGCAGGAAAGCUGGUUUAAAAUGCCCAAGUUCCGCAUGCCCAGCCUUAGGCGCUCUUCCAGGGACAGAGGUGGGGCUGGAAAGCUGGAAGUGGCUCAGACACAGGCACUGGCAGCAACAGGGGGCGAAGCAGCAGCUAAAGUCAAAGAGUUCCUUGUUUCUGGAUCAAACGUGGAAGCAAGUAUGUCCCUACAGCUCCCAGAGGCAGAUGCAGAAGUGACAGCUUCUGACAGCAAAUCAUCCACAGAUAUUCUAAGGUGUGAUCUUGACAGCACAGGCUUGAAGCUGCACCUCUCCACUGCUGGGAUGACUGGGGAUGAGCUUUCCACUUCUGAGGUCAGGAUCCAUCCAUCCAAAGGACCUCUCCCUUUUCAGAUGCCUGGCAUGAGGCUUCCAGAAACCCAGGUUCUUCCAGGAGAAACAGAUAAGACUCCUCUUUCCAAGCCAGGACAUGACCUUACCACCAUGGAGGAUAAAACAGAGAAAUGGUCUUCCCAGCCUGAAGGUCCACUUAAAUUGAAAGCUUCAAGUACUGAUAUGCCGUCCCAGAUUUCUGUGGUUAAUGUGGAUCAACUGUGGGAAGAUUCUGUCCUAACCGUCAAAUUCCCCAAAUUAAUGGUACCAAGGUUCUCCUUCCCUGCCCCCAGCUCAGAGGAUGAUGUGUUCAUCCCCACUGUGAGGGAAGUGCAGUGUCCAGAGGCCAAUAUUGAUAUAGCCCUUUGUAAGGGAAGUCCGGGGCUCUGGGGAGCCAGCAUCCUGAAGGCAGGUGCUGGGGUCCCCGGGGAGCAGCCUGUGGACCUUAACCUGCCUUUGGAAGCUCCCCCAAUUUCAAAGGUCAGAGUGCAUAUUCAGGGUGCUCAGGUUGAAAGUCAAGAGGUCACUAUACACAGCAUAGUGACACCAGAGUUUGUAGAUCUCUCAGCACCCAGGACUUCUUCCACUCAGAUUGUGCGGGAAUCAGAGAUCCCCACAUCAGAGAUUCAAACACCUUCGUAUGGAUUUUCCUUAUUAAAAGUGAAAAUCCCAGAGCCCCACACGCAGGCUAAAGUGUACACAACAAUGACUCAACACGCUAGGACUCAGGAGGGCCCAGAAGAGGCUCCCAUACAAGCCGCCCCAGGAGUAGACUCCAUUUCUGGAGAUCUCCAGCCUGACACUGCAGAACCAUUUGAGAUGAUCUCUUCCAGCGUCAAUGCACUGGGACAGCAAACACUCACAUUUGAAGUUCCUUCUGGCCACCAGCUUGCAGACAGCUGUUCAGAUGAGGAGCCAGCAGAAAUUCUUGAGUUUCCCCCUGAUGAUAGCCAAGAGGCAACCACACCACUAGCAGAUGAAGGCAGGGCUCCAAAGGACAAACCAGAAAGUAAAAAAUCUGGUCUGCUCUGGUUUUGGCUUCCAAACAUUGGGUUUUCCUCUUCUGUUGAUGAGACAGGUGUCGAUUCCAAAAAUGACGUCCAGAGAUCUGCUCCCAUUCAAACACAGCCUGAGGCACGACCAGAGGCAGAACUGCCUAAAAAACAGGAGAAGGCAGGCUGGUUCCGAUUUCCCAAAUUAGGGUUCUCCUCAUCUCCUACCAAGAAAAGCAAAAGCACCGAAGAUGAGGCAGAGCUGGAAGAACAAAAGCUUCAAGAAGAAACAAUCACCUUUUUUGAUGCCCAAGAAAGUUUCUCCCCUGAAGAGAAGGAAGAGGGUGAACUGGUCGGGCCUGUGGGCACUGGGCUGGACUCCAGAGUGAUGAUGACAUCCACAGCAAGAACAGAGUUAAUCCUGCUAGAGCAGGACAGAAAAGCUGAUGAUGAAGGCAAAGGCUCAGGCCUGGGACCAAAUGAAGGCUGAGAGGUAUGGCUCGUCAGUACAAGAGAGAUGCAAAAUCUAAGUUGGAAAGUAAAGGCUACACACACAUGUGGAGCACCCCAUCCCACAGCACAUUACAUCCACCUCACUUCACAGAACUGAGAACAGAGCAGAAAUGACCAGAACACCUUUGUCACCAUCACACAGCCCUCCUAAAAUGGAACCAAAACUUCCCAGCUCCCUCAAAGCUUUGGAUGCAAAGAAGGCACCCUGACUUCCACAAGACACCAGAAUUCACACGGUACUCUGAGGCACUGCUGGGGAAGUUUGUUGGUCUUUAUUAGAUAAAUUUCCAGAGACCUGUCCAUAAUACCCAACAGAACAUGACUGUUUCUUUGAGGAAAGGGUUAUAAUGUCUAUGGUGUACAAGUAGUUUUUGGUAUAACUUCUUUCCUGCUGCUGCUGCUUCCCAGCAAACAUAGUUUUCCUAUUUCAGGCAGAGUGCGGUAUAUUCCAGGAAACACUGUUUCCUACUCACUUAGCUUACUUAUUUGUUGAAUGCCUCACUAACGGCAAGCUUCAAGAUGUUUUGGGUGACAAUGCACACAUGCUGGGCAAAAGGGUGAUGGCCAGUGGCUGGCAGCUGGGCCAGCAGAAGCUAGGACAUCUGUGAGUUGUCAUUCUCAUCUAUCCAUGUCCACUGGCCUGCCAGCAUCCGCCAGUGCCUUGCCAGCGUGCACGGUCCCACACUGUGGCCCCUGAGUCCCCUAAUGUACACGCUGCAGCCAGAAUGCAGAUGGAGCUGGCUUGGCUGUUCCCUGGAUGGGCAAUAAAGAAAGUGCUGCAUCCCA
Nomascus leucogenys (northern white-cheeked gibbon) is the source of this 3263-nucleotide messenger RNA. RefSeq names its product protein AHNAK2-like. NCBI's taxonomy places the organism in Eukaryota, Metazoa, Chordata, Mammalia, Primates, Hylobatidae. Gene Ontology annotation, biological process: regulation of RNA splicing. The record is from RefSeq and is a predicted model, not a curated record. Bases 640 to 2454 code for a protein of 604 amino acids. The transcript has a single exon. Gene Ontology annotation, cellular component: cytoplasm; nucleus; costamere.